This is a messenger RNA of Triticum dicoccoides, 761 nucleotides long. RefSeq names its product WAT1-related protein At5g64700-like. Gene Ontology annotation, molecular function: transmembrane transporter activity. The coding region runs from base 251 to 697 and encodes 148 amino acids. NCBI's taxonomy places the organism in Eukaryota, Viridiplantae, Streptophyta, Magnoliopsida, Poales, Poaceae. The transcript is spliced from 4 exons. Gene Ontology annotation, cellular component: membrane. The record is from RefSeq and is a predicted model, not a curated record.
GUUAGACCUAAAAAUUGUUGCUGCCAUUUUUUAACCUUGAUUAAAGCAAGGGACUAGUGUGGCCUCCACAUAGUGAGGCAUACGUAAGAUAAUAUUUCCUUAAGUGGAUACCUAUGAGUCCUAUCUGAACAAACCUUAUGACAGCGAAGGUUUGAUGAGGUGUCCUGACAGUGAAAGUUUGAUGACGAGCCACGAUGGACAAGUAGUAGUAUUUAAGCAAUCGUCUUUGAAGUUCUAACAAACGAGAGUAAUGGGAAAGACAUCACCUUAUGCUGUUUCAUUUCUCUUAAGGUUUAUCUAUGGGGUUAUGCAGAUACUCACCAAAGUUGCUUUUAACCAAGGUACAAGUACAUAUGUUCUUGUUUUCUACAGGCAUGUAAUAGCUACAAUGUUGUUACUGCCCAUUGCUUUUGCAACUGAAAGGAAAACCGCCCCACAACUGUCACACAAAGUCUGUCUGAAGCUAUUUGUGCAUGCAUUAUAUGGGGUGUCUACUUCUCUAAACAUAUCAUUUGUUGGCCUCAAUUAUGCUUCAGCAACUUCUGCUACUGCAGUACAAAAUGUCCAACCAGUGUUAACUUUCUUUUUGGCUCUUCUAUUGGGAAUGGAGUCCUUGAAACUGAAGAGCUUCCAUGGGAUUGUGAAAGUUUCUGGUAUAGUGCUUUGUGCCGCUGGUGUUGCCUCUAUUUUGGUAUGAAUUGCUUGAAAUUGGCCAAUUUCAAAUCGCCUACAGGAACUGACCUAUGGGUUGGAGGAGUCGA